AUGUCCAAUCUUUCCGAAGAAUUUAUCCUCCCUCCGGAGACAGAGGAGAGCAGGCGUCGGAGAGAGCAGUCCGAUCGAGCUUCUGCAGAGUUGGGCAGGAGGCUUCUUCAAGGAUGGGCAAUGCUCGGAGAAGAAUGUCCCAACUCGACCUGUUAUGGAGUACCUCUAAUGCGACCUCCUAACCAAGGGGAGGAAAUGUCACCGAACAAGGUUGGUAUUCCACCGAUCUGGAACGAAUGCGAUCUGUACCAAGUUUUGCUUCUGCAGGAAUGUGUGAUAUGCUGCAACGUCUACAUCACGGAGACAGGUCCCGGAGGAGAGCGAUUGAUACUUUUGAACCCGCCAAAAAACGAGACUGCAUCUUCCUCGUCCUCAACCCUCGCUCAGCUACCAACGCAGCAAGUGAUUCCUCGCGAUCCUGUGUGCGUUCCAGCAAUUUCGAACACACUCCAACCCCAGACACAAGUGGUGAACCCGGAACUUUUGCAAGUUCUGACUGAAACGUCCACCAACCUGCAGUCCACCUUGCAUGGCCUGUCCAACAACCUUACUGCACUGACACCGAGGGACUACAUGAAUCCUGAAUCCAUCUGCAAGCUGGCCAACGCAAUCAGUGACGUUACGCAGGCAUUGAGACAUGUAGAGCAGCUUCGGCGAGAUACGCAGUAGUCAGAAUGUAAACAAGUGUUUGCAGCGCUUCAC
Molecule: messenger RNA, 702 nt
Organism: Coprinopsis cinerea okayama7#130
Lineage: Eukaryota; Fungi; Basidiomycota; Agaricomycetes; Agaricales; Psathyrellaceae
Exons: 2
Coding region: 1-669 (222 amino acids)
Source: RefSeq, a predicted model, not a curated record